GCGGGAAAAACAACAAAGAGCUUCUCUCAUAUGCAACCCGGCAAACCAAUAAUUUAGUUCUUUGUUGUUUCUCUUUGAAUCAUAAAUAUAAUUUAUUGUUGUUCACAAAAUGAUUAGUGAUAGUGAGUUAUUGCGACAGGAGCCUAAAGUGGGGGUGGAUCUAUUCUUCUGGAAAGACGACAAUGAUGACAUCCAAAUGCGUGUCAUGACGGAGCAGGAUAUUAAAAAGAAACUAACUCAAAUUUACUUCUCUCUUCUGACUGACAAACACGGGGAUAUGAGGGACAUGACUGUGAAUAAGGGGCCAGCAAGUACGUGUCUUAUAGUGAAAACGGAAUCUGUCGUCGGUAAUUUUAAUAGCAACGCUUUGGACCUCGAUGGUUGUAAAGUUAAAGAACUUGAAGAACAAUGGGGUUGGAAAGUUGACCCUAAGUUGACCUACUCUUUCCACAUCUACACGGAUGAUUCUUGGGUCGCUGACCAACUCAGAUUCCGCAUUCGGAGGAAGUUUGGAGUAGUGUGUGCCAAAGCCCCAUACAGCUCAGAAGUAGUGUUGGCCAAAUAUGCCGAGAAGAUUGAUGCACAUUUGCGGCAAUUUCUCCAUCGUCUUCCGCAAAUCAGGGAGGAUUACUUCAACAACCCUCCUCCUCCUCCUCCAGAAAAAUUACAAAACCCUAGACCACUCCCACCAUCACAAGAAAGACGCAAAUGUGUAUUAUGUGGUGAAGUUAUCCAAGGGAUCGCGAGUGGUCAUUUGCAACACAUGAUUUCAAGCCACUACUCCGAUGCAUUCCCUUGUAAUCUGUGUCCCUGCAGUUUUGCAACACCAGCUAGCCGACAUUCUCAUCGAGCCAUGUACCACCCAGGAACAGAACCACCAAAGAGGAAUACAUUCGGGAUCCCCGAUAUUAAUGAGGAGGACGCUGCAAAAUGUGAUGCCCUGAUGGAGCUUCUCCCACUUGAAGAGGGGUCAAAGGCCAUCAAGUAUAGGUGCAUUUGGGGACGAGAUAGUGGACGAGAGUGUGGGAAAAUGCACACCGGGUUGUUAGUUUCUCGUGAACACGCCUGUUCCCACUUAGGACUCAAACCGCACACUUGCCCUGCAUCAGGAUGUUACUAUUCCUCUUCAUUUUACAGCACCACUGUCAAACACUACAAAAAUGAACAUCAAGGAGAAGAAGUAGAGGACAAAGACUCUGAGGAACAAGAUGAUGAACCCCCAGACAAAAAGACAAAAUCUUCAGCUCAACCACGACAAUCGAGUACACGAAAGAGUUGUUAAUGACGCCGCAUCGGGGGCAUUUCCACAUUCAAAGGGAUUUGAAGAAGUUUUUUAUAUUGUUAAUAGUGCAAUAUAUAAAAUUUAUUUAUUGAAUAAUAGAGGAAAAUAAUAAUUGUAAUAAUAAUUGACUACCUGAAAAUGGUGACGGUGUCCUCUAAUGGCAAAAUAUUUUUGGGUACCACUUGCAGAGAAAAGUCUUCAGGGCUCAUGUUAGUGAAUCUAAUGAGUGGAAUCACGUCCUUUAGUACGUCAUACAUGAAGGAUGAAUCGUCAGGAUUUCCGUUCAUUUUCAAACAUUCACCUCGACCCCACGAGUAAACUGCAGAAUAAUAAAAGUAUUAAAUAUAAUGUAACAAAA
Messenger RNA from Folsomia candida, 1640 nucleotides. RefSeq lists its product as uncharacterized. The record is from RefSeq and is a predicted model, not a curated record. Bases 110 to 1282 code for a protein of 390 amino acids. The transcript has 6 exons. Lineage: Eukaryota; Metazoa; Arthropoda; Collembola; Entomobryomorpha; Isotomidae.